AUGGCCGACGAAAUCACUCCGAGCGAACAGGCAUCAGACACGGUCGCCCAUGCUGCCGUCAACGGGGCUGAUACAGCUGCCAACACCUCAACCCUUGACACACCGCAUAUAGAUGUGGUGAUGACAGACACAGCAGUUGAUCAAGCUUCUCCUGCUCUUGCGAAUGCCGCUGCGAGCCCAGCUCCAGCUAGAAUCGGCACACCAGCCCAAGCAUCUCGUGCUCCCUCGGUCCAUCCCGAUCCAGGUUUCAGCAUACCUUCCGAGGCCGUCCCUCACGGGGACUCGACGCGACGCUAUUUGAACACCAAGGUCACCGGCGCUCUUCUCGAGGGAAUGAAGAUGCUAGCCAAAGAACAGCCAGACGAUCCUUUACGGGUACUUGGUGAAUAUCUGAUACAGAAAGCAAAGGAAAUCGAAGGCUCAAAUUAG
This is a messenger RNA of Beauveria bassiana ARSEF 2860, 429 nucleotides long. Its product is annotated as dpy-30 domain-containing protein. The transcript has 3 exons. Bases 1 to 429 code for a protein of 142 amino acids. NCBI's taxonomy places the organism in Eukaryota, Fungi, Ascomycota, Sordariomycetes, Hypocreales, Cordycipitaceae. The record is from RefSeq and is a predicted model, not a curated record.